Actinia tenebrosa (Australian red waratah sea anemone) is the source of this 3146-nucleotide messenger RNA. Its product is annotated as ribokinase. Gene Ontology annotation, biological process: D-ribose metabolic process. The record is from RefSeq and is a predicted model, not a curated record. Gene Ontology annotation, cellular component: cytosol. Lineage: Eukaryota; Metazoa; Cnidaria; Anthozoa; Actiniaria; Actiniidae. Gene Ontology annotation, molecular function: ribokinase activity.
GGUAUAUGCCAUGAGGUUAUUUCCGGUUUAUACGGGCGAACACCACGAAGGACUUCGAGAACCAUUCUAUAUUGGCGGCGAGAAAUGGCGGCAGAUAAAGGGCCUUUCGACGUGGUUGUGGUAGGCUCCUGCAUGACAGAUCUCGUUAGCUAUGUUCCACGGCUUCCAAAAGCGGGCGAAACCAUCACUGGCACGAAGUUUUGUAUGGGUUUCGGAGGAAAAGGGGCAAACCAGUGUGUUAUGGCUUCCCGGCUAGGAGCAAAAACCGCAAUGAUAGCUAAAGUUGGAGACGAUACGUUUGGUCGUAAUCAUAUUCAAAACUUUAAGCAUAACAAAGUUAAUGUUGACAAUGUCUCUACAACAACUCAAGCAUUUACUGGAGUAGCACCUAUAUCUGUAAAUAGUUCAGGUGAAAAUUCCAUCACAAUAGUAAGUGGCGCUAAUGAGUACUUAGAAGAUGCUGAUAUCAAAAGAGCAAGGUCAGCCAUUGUCUCUUCUGCGGUUGUUGUUUGUCAGCUGGAAAUCCAACCUCAGAUUACUCAACUGGCUCUGGCCUUGGCGAAAAAUGCAAAUGUGACCACUGUAUUUAACCCUGCACCAGCCUCCCCCUGGCUUGAUAUUCAAUUUUAUAGGCUCAGUGACAUCUUUUGUGCAAAUGAAAGUGAAGCUGAGCUCCUAACAGGCAUCCCAGUAAAGUCCAUUGACGAUGCAGAGAAGGUGGUGGUGAUGUUGCUGGAACGUGGUGCUGGCAAAGUUGUGAUAACAUUGGGUGCAAAGGGCUCCGUCAUUGGAACCCAAGAAAACCCAAUACCACAGCACAUUCCUGUCACCCCAGUAGAGGCUACUGAUACCACAGGAGCUGGUGAUGCAUUUAUUGGAGCUUUAGCUUUUUACCUGGCCAAAUUCAAGAAUCUAUCCUUCCAAGAAAUGGUUCGUAGAUCAAAUGAAGUGGCCAGGACAACAGUAUUUAAACGUGGAACACAAACAAGCUUCCCAACCCGAGACAGCCUACCACCCUCUUUCUUCUCAAAUACUAAUUCUUCAGACAACAAAUCAAUACGAUGAAUCAAUGUAGGUUUUCAAAUGUGCAUUUAGAAUGAAGUGAAAACUGAAUUCCAGAAUCAUAAAGUUACAGCUGCUUUACCACUAUUUUGUCCUCUAACUUUCCUUGAUUUGAGUAUAUUCAAAGGCCAGCAUUUUAGGUCUUGAUUUAAUUCUAUUUUAAAAAACAAUUUAUGUAAAUGGAAAAGGGACAACUAAUUAAUUAACAACUAUUAUUUCAUCUUAGAAAAUCUAAACAUUUCCAAAUCACUUCAGCCAAAAUGUUUCUAAAUGCAACUGGCAUCAACCAAUGCCGUUCACAGAAUUAUUAAGGCCAAAACGUUUUCUCUUUGGCAUUGUUACGUUAAUUGGCAACUUGUAUACAAAUAUGAGUGAAUAUUACAUCUUUAGAUAUUUGUGUUAUAAAGUAUAGUAAUGUACAUAUCAAGUACAAAGAAUAUGGCCCUAUUAUGAGGAAGAUAUCAAAUGGGGCAAGUUAGCUUGCCGAGAUGUUGGGAUGGUAUACCUGUGGCGAUGAAUGCAUAAUGCAAGAUUUUUACCACUGUUUCCAUUGCUAUGUGCUGAAUGAGAAAUGGGUUAAUGCACAAUAGAUGGUCGUACAAUGAUGAAAUUUGUUUUGAUUGAUUGUCAUUUAAAUUGCAAACCAGAAAUCGAUUGGAUAAUCCAAGUCAAAACAAAGUGAAAAAACCUAUUGUUAAAAAUUAAUGGCUGGAACAUUAUCAUCCCAAUAUUGCAAUUUUUAUGAACUUUAAGUUCAGCUGUAGAGUAAUCUCAAUUGAAUGUACAUGUUAUCAUCAAAAUAUGUAAAGGUACAUGGAACUGUUAGAAAGUAUAAGGGAAUGAUUUAUGAGAUUGAUGGUUGUCUAUUGCCAAUCAACCUGUUGUGACUUUUGUCUCUCAGCACAUACCAAUGAUUGAAAACAUAGGCAAUUUUGGAGGCUCAAUUUGCAGUUUUUCUUAUGGGCUUACAAAAUUCAACUCUUGCAAAAGGCUAAUAAUAGAGGUUAGAGAAUAGAACCAGUGCAAUGUUUUUGUUUUUCAGAUCACAUAUUAUUUCCUUGAGUAUUUUGUUGAUAUGUCUUUGUUACCAAGAAACCUUGAGUAGACAUGAUAUGGAUGAAAUUCAAGCAAAGAAUCCUAUUCUCAAGGGAAUGACAUGGUCUGAAAUGGAAAACAUGCUGCAAAAUGAAUUGAGUCUAAUAUAAUCAUAAUUAUUGGGGCCAUUUUUGUCAGCUCUUUAUUGGAGCUUCGCAUAGGAGUCAAGUUGAGGAUAGAAUCAAAAAUGAAAGAGCAAAAAUGUAACCCCCAAAAUGAAUACAAGUCAAUAGUUAAAUAAAAUAUAUAUAUAAUUAUGUAAUAAAAGUGUGCAGGGUAAAGUUAGGGAAACUUCAUAUUUAGGUUUUAGUGUGCAAAAAAAAAAAAAAGAUCUAAAUCCAAGGAAUGUGCUUGGCUGUGCCUUGCCUUUCCUGUCUCAAACACACAAAACCCAACUAAAAAGCAACUAAAAUAAAAAAUCUAUCUUAAACAAAUUAGGGAAAUUGUAUCAGCUUAAAGCUAUUGUUAUUAUUGGUGAUAAAUAUGUGUUCUACAACACUCAAAGGUAGUUACUCUUUGACAUACAGUAGGUAGUUUUAAUCAAUCAUACAAGCAAAGCUACUUCAGGACUUAGUAAUACUGAAAUGUGCUGCACAAAAUAUAAAAGGUCACAGGUGUUUUGCAAAAAAGGCAACGGACCAACAUUAAUUGGACGGUUUUGCAAAAACCUUUAACAUGGCCCUUUUCGUUUUCUGUAGCCAAAUUUCUCUCACAAAACGGGGGUUGUAAUGGCUGUGCCUUUCUUCUCCCAAAAAAAAAGAGAAAAAAUUCCAGUAGUUUAGUGCUUGUAUCUGUGGGUGUUAAAYGUCAUUAUAUUGUGGCGUAUUGCCGACCACGUGGUGAAUAGUGUUCUGUGUACAGUUAUAUAACAAAAAUGAGAAAUUUUAUUCCCAAAUUGAUGAUCUAGGUGAGUAAGUCAGGAUAGCAAGCAUAGAAGAGAAUUGAGAACUAUGUUUAGUUGAUUACAAAAUAAAAAGAAAUCGUCAAAA